AUGAAUGGUAUAAAUUCUAGUAUGGAUGGUGUACGCAAUAAUGAAAUUAAUGACAUUUAUCAGCAAACUAGGAAUGAUCUGUUCAUUUUAAGGGCAUACAAGAUCAUAGCAGAUAAUCCGACGCUGAAUCUAAACCAUAUACAAUCUGCAAUGGUCACAAAAUUUAUCAAUGAUGAUGUGAAAAAGAAUAAAGCGAAGAAGAUAAGUAUUCAUCCACAGUAUGCCAAGACUUUUAACAAGAUUGCCAAAAUUUAUAACUCAUUUGUCAUACAUGGUAUAUUCAAUGAUGGAACUAACAAUUCCACAACUUCAAAACAACCUAUAGAAUUUUUCAAUAGAUUCCAGCAAAUUUUGAAAGAGAUUGAAAAUGAUUUUUCAAUAAGCCCUUACAAUAAAUAUUUCCUAAGGAUUAAUGACAAUUUGUAUCAAAUUAAAGACGAUGUUGAUUUGCAAGAUGAUCAAUUUUGGAACCUUCUAUCAAAUAAAAUAUUAAAUUUCUAUAACCAAAAGACAGGGAAGUUGAUUAAUCAAGGCCGAAGGAAAUAUAAUAGGAAGUCUGUUGUCACCCCAGAAAGUACUGAAAAUAAUAAAACUAAUGAUGAUAAUUUUUUAAACAAUUUUUUAGAUGAUUCAGCUCUUUUGAAAAAACUUCAAGAUGGCAGUAGUAAUGGUAGUAGCAACAGUAGCAAUACUAAUAAUAAUAAUAAUAAUCCAGCCAGUGGCAAUGGCACUUUCAAUUCAAGAUCUUUGAGUGGAUAUUACACUCAGCCAACAAGCCCAGGUCUCAGCUCAAGCUUUCCAUUCACAUUAAGCUCUGCAGAUGAGGAUCUUCUGAAUAAUACCCUUAAUAUCAACGGUACUAGUGGGAAAAAAAGGUCACUGAGUGCAUUCCAUUUGGAUAAUUUGGGAAAUGAAAACACCGAGAAUUCAGUUUCUGAUGAUAUUUUAAAAUUUACCAAUAUUGCAAAAAAACAAAAAGUAGAUUCGUCUACUGUCUUUGAAAAUGUGGAAAAUGAUUUAGUAAGUAUAGUGAACAAUACAAAGAAGGAUCAGCUACUUGAGUCGAUAGAAGGCGAAUUAUUGAAAGAUGGUGCAUCUUAUAAUACAAAUAAAUUGAAAGAUAUUGAGAAGAUGCCAACAACAAAUAGCAGCACCGAUGGUUCAGAUAUGCAAAGACAACUCACGUCAGAUUUAACGAAUAACGCCAGUAAUACAACAGGUACUACAGAUGGAAGUUCAGUAAGAGAUAGGACGACGCUGACGUCGUCAAGCUCAAUAGCCACGGACGCCAUGAACGAGAUGCAAGUCACCUAUAAAAUGAUGGUUAAUGAAAAAGAGAAACAAAUUCAACGCUUGGAAAGUGAAUUAGAAUCACAAAGACAAGAGACCUUAUGGUUACGAAAAUUGCUAAUUGAAGAUAUGGGUUUUGUAAGAAAUUACCUACAGGACAUUAAAAGACGAUAG
Molecule: messenger RNA, 1464 nt
Organism: Kazachstania africana CBS 2517
Lineage: Eukaryota; Fungi; Ascomycota; Saccharomycetes; Saccharomycetales; Saccharomycetaceae
Exons: 1
Coding region: 1-1464 (487 amino acids)
Source: RefSeq, a predicted model, not a curated record